UGUGAUAGAUAGCAAGAUCUCACAAUGUCCAAGUUUAAAAUUACCAAGAGCCAGUUUCAAGACAUGUCCAGACUCAGUGAAGAGACUGUAGUGGAUGAGUUUGGGAAUGAUGUGACACCACUCCCACUGGUGGAUGUGACAGGGACUGAGGACAAUUCCUAUUUGGAUUGGGAGAAAGACCUGGUUCAUUUCUUCCCACCAACUUCCCUGCUUGGAGAACUGAAGCCCUCACGUUCCUCCUCUCGUCUCUCCAUGCAUUCUGUCAUUUCAAUAGACUCUGCACAACAUACAUCCCUAUCUGACCAUGAUUCUUCAAAGUCAUCUCUUCUAGCCCGAGUAGUCCUGUACAUGCAGGAAACAGAAACUUUCUGGCACUUGGAGAUAGUAGGAAUUAUUGUCCAAGCUGGCACUGCUGAAGCAGCAUCUGUGGAAAAGAGGAAUGAGGCAUAUAAGAAGCUCUGUGCCUUCAAAGAGGGAAGUGAUCGUUACAUGGAGCAUGAAACACAGACUCUCUAUCCACCAUCCAAAACUAAAUCAACUCAGACCCAUUCCAUAAGGCGAUUGUCCCAGAGUUGCCAGGCCACUUCUUGGGACAUGUAUGAUCAUCUACAUAGUCCCACACCAUCAGAGAAAAUGGAUGUACAUUUCGAAGAACGAAAUCAGAGAGGUGAUAACAGAGGGGAAAGUCCUGAUCUCCUGUCAUCCCUUUUGAUAAUGCAGCGCUUCAUCCACCUCAAUGAGUUUUCACCCCAGUAUAGCUGUUACUGUGACCUAAUGCCAAUAGAUAAAGUCCCUUCCCUGAGUGAGGAGUGGUAUAGGACUUUGAAGAACCGGAAGAAGAAGAGAGCCCUGCAGAAGAGAAUCCUUGGGGUCCCUGCUGAAAAGCAACCAAGCAUUCACCUCCUCUGGACUUACUCUUCCCCCUUGUUCAUGGGAGAAAAUGUUGGAGGGAUUACCAUCAAUCCCCAGAAUCCUCACUUGGUGGCAGCAUCCUAUUGCCAGCGUGGUUUCAUGAACCAGCACAAUGGUUAUGUGGCAUGCUGGUCGAUCAAGAAUCCAUCAUGCCCUGAGAAGAGCUACAACAUGUCUUCUGGUGCCCUCUGCUGUAGCUUUGCCACCAUUCAUUCAAAUCUAUUGGCCGUUGGAUGCUAUGAUGGCACAGUCUGUGUCUUUGAUGUGUCCACUCCUCACUCUUGUCCUCUGGCACACAGUGUUGGGAAUGGAGUUCACAGUGGACCGGUGUGGCAAGUACUGUGGAUCAAACUUAGGAAAAAAGUAUUAUCCUUUGGUCCAGUGGAAGAACGAAGGAACGAUCAUGAAACUCUUGUGUCUGUAGGAGAAGAAGGAAUGAUUUCUCAGUAUGUGCUUGGAUCCAAUGUUCUUGUUGGCAAACCGUUGAUAUCACUACGACACAUGGGUGAUGACACAGGAGAUCUGAGGAGCUUUUGCAUGGCAUUUGAUUCUGCUUGUGAGACAGUUCUUUGUGGGACAGGAGAUGGGGGAAUUCUUAUGUAUCGUCUGAGUGACACAGACAGUGUGGCUAAUGUUUACAAGGGGCACACAGGACCAGUGUACGAAAUCCAAUGGAAUCCACAUGCCAAAGAUGUGUUCAUUUCUUGCAGUGGGGACUGGACUGUCAAGUUCUGGCAUGCGUCUUUCACCCAACCUCUUUUGACACUUAAUACCUCAGAGGGUGCAGAGGGGUGCUGCUGGAGUCAGACCCAUUCUACCAUGUUGGCUCUCGUGUAUUUGAAUGCCUUGGAGAUCUGGGAUAUAUCUGAAGACACCCUCCAUCCUGUUGCUCUGCUUCCAGCUCCUGAGGAACCUGAUGGCUCCUUCCAUGGCUUCACUGCACUUCAUUUCUCUCCUAUCCUUGAUACUCUCUUACUGGGGGACGAAUGUGGCAGGUUACAUGUGCUGAAAUUAAAGAAGCUUGCUGAAGCUCCAAGUCAUGAGAAUCAGAACCUCCUCAUCUUUGCUGCCAGGAACCCCUACACUUUUCUUUUCUAUAUUCUCCUGUGUCUCACCCCCUUCUUCAUGGUCUCGGCCUUUCUUUCUUUCAAACUGAUGAAGGCAAUUGAGGCACGGGACAAGGAGCAGCAGAGACGCUCCAAGCGUGCAUCCAAUGUCGCAAAGCUUCGUAAGAAGAAGGACUGA
Messenger RNA from Darwinula stevensoni, 2157 nucleotides. The record is from the annotation of a GenBank genome assembly. Lineage: Eukaryota; Metazoa; Arthropoda; Ostracoda; Podocopida; Darwinulidae.